AUGGCAUUGAAUCCUACUCCCCUUAUCGUCUCUUUGGUCUGCGUGUGCCUGAUCGCGCCUCCCCAGUACCAGAUAUCUUAUAGCCAUCUGAGCAUGCUCGGGGCCAGCAAACACCGGAUAUUGGACGACUACCCGGGAGUCGCCGCCGUACUCCCGACUUCUUCCAAGGUUGGCAAUGUCCGCAUCACCGUCGAAGGGUGGAUGUCCUUCUUAGUCACGGCUCCUGCUGCAGUUUUUGCCGCCUUCGCUUUAGCUGCGCCUGCUUCGCCAGCGGUCUCCGUCUCAGUUGGAGUUGAGGUCGAGCGCAGGUUGGGUGCCACGGUCCACACCACCAACUGCAUCUUCCUCCACAACUAUGAAGUCAUCCAAGGACCUGGUGUGGAAAAGAAGGGGAACAUUAAGCGUGACAUUAUGAGGACCGUAGUUCCGUCAUCGCCAACCAGCAAAGCAGAUAUGCCAAAGGAGAAGGAGGAAGGAGAGGAUACGGUGCCAAAGAAGAGAAACAAUCUAUCCAUUUCCAAAUGUAUAUCAGCGCCAGAUGAUGACUCCUUCUCCUACAACUUCACCGUCACCGAUUUCGACAGCUCCGAGGACGAGGAAGCCAAGACAGACGAGGCAAAUGAUCUGCUCGAGUGCCCAACCUGGAAAUGGAGUACAAGUCGCCAAAUGGCUCUUGCUGCCAUUCAGAUGGGACGUGAUUAA
This is a messenger RNA of Trematosphaeria pertusa, 702 nucleotides long. RefSeq lists its product as uncharacterized. Lineage: Eukaryota; Fungi; Ascomycota; Dothideomycetes; Pleosporales; Trematosphaeriaceae. The transcript is spliced from 7 exons. The coding region runs from base 1 to 702 and encodes 233 amino acids. The record is from RefSeq and is a predicted model, not a curated record.